This is a messenger RNA of Malassezia vespertilionis, 4875 nucleotides long. It is a transcript of the gene SPA2, whose product is annotated as component of the polarisome. Gene Ontology annotation, molecular function: ferric iron binding; MAP kinase scaffold activity. Gene Ontology annotation, cellular component: cell cortex of growing cell tip; actomyosin contractile ring. The transcript is spliced from 5 exons. Bases 1 to 4875 code for a protein of 1624 amino acids. Lineage: Eukaryota; Fungi; Basidiomycota; Malasseziomycetes; Malasseziales; Malasseziaceae. The record is from RefSeq and is a predicted model, not a curated record. Gene Ontology annotation, biological process: iron-sulfur cluster assembly.
AUGGGCAGCGUUGUGCGCGCUACGUUGCCGUAUUCUGCAUACAUUCGCGCGCGCCAUUACUCUUCGGCGCCGUACGUUGCGGCGCAGUUGGACACGUACGAGUACAGCAAGCUGGUCGACGGCUCGCUCGACUCGCUGUGUGACGGGCUGGAGGAGCUAAUCGAGACGGAAGACAUCGAGUCGCUCGGUGGCGGAGACGUGAGCGAGUGGGACAUCGAGUAUGCGACGGGCGUCCUCACGCUGCGACUCGGCACGUUUGGGACCUAUGUGAUCAACAAGCAGCCACCGUCGCGCCAGGUAUGGUUGUCGAGCCCAAGCAGCGGCCCGAAACGAUUCGACUACGAUGCCCAGCAGGCGCGCUGGUUUACCUACAAGGAUGACCAGGUGUACGACCUCGAGUCCCUCUUAAAUGCUGAGCUCAGCCAAGUUUUCCGCAUGGGUUCGCGGCUGCUGCACCAGCUUACAUCACUAGGCGGGAAAGACAGUUCGCACGCCCACGAUGCAAUGCAGUCGAGUGGAAAUCGCGUCGAGACGCCCUCGCCGCAGAAACACUCCUUGUUUGGUAAGAACGGCUCGUUUGGCUCGCCAAUGGGUGCAAACACGUCCGGCGUACUAGGCAAGAUGGGCAAUGUGAACUUGUCGUCGCCUCCGGGGCCGAACACGUCGCAAGUUCUUGAGGGAUACAAUCACUCGCCGUUUCGCCAAGGUGAUGCGCAGAGCGAUGGGAUGUUGCGGGGCACUGGUGCCGCUGCAGAGCCCUCGUUUGCGAGUCAUGCGCAGGCAUCGGCACCGACAAAUCCGCCGAUCAGUGAUGAUAUGAAUGCAGCGUACCGUGGAGCGACGGAUUUUGCGAAGCAGGACCAAGUCUCGCCCGAGUAUGCGCAGUCGUACCAGAUGCUCCAAGGAGCCCAAGGGCAGGCCCAGCAAGGACAGCUCCAGGCCCAGCUCCAAGCUCAGCAGCAGGCUCAGCAGCAGGCCCAGCAGCAGGCCCAGCAAGGACAGCUCCAGGCUCAGCAGCAGGCUCUGCAGCAGGCCCAGCAAGGACAGUUCCAGGCUCAGCAGCAGGCUCAGCAGCAGGCUCAGCAGUAUGCCCAGCAGUAUGCCCAACAGCAGGCUCAGCUUCAGGCUCAGCUUCAGGCCCAGCAGCAAGCCCAGCAAGCCCAGAAUCAGAACCAACAGCUCCAGAGCCCAUUCCAAGGCCAGUCUCAACGAGAGCCCCAAUCCCAAUCCCAACCAUUCCAAGGUCAGCAACACCAGCAGUACUCGCAGCAGAUUGCUCAGCAGCAGCUCCAGCAGCAGUUCCAAGCCCAGCAGCAAACACAGCAGCUCCAGCAACUCCAGCAACAGCUCCUGCAGCCGCAAGGCCAAGCCCAGCAAUACGAGCAGCGCGUCCAAGAAGCCCAGUACCCUCAAUUUGCGCAGCAAUUCGAGGCACCGGCCCAGGACGCUCCCAAAGAGCCGUAUGCCCAAACGGGCGCUGCAGACACACAGAGCCCAGCGAAGAGUGUAUACAAUGCGUCGGCCGGCACGACGCCUACGAGGCAGCGCCUUGACAUGAGCGAAAUCACGCAUGUAAGCCGCAGCUACUACAUCGAGCUCCUCGACUUCUUCCGCUCGCAAACAAGCAAGACGUCGCUCCUCUCACACUCGCGCAGCAAUGCGCGUGAGAAGCUGGCGCGUCUCAGCAAGCAGCAGUUUGCCGAGCUCUCCACGGACGUCCACGACGAGCUCAAACGGCGUCAGACCAACACGGACAGUGAGAAUGCGAUGCCCUACCUGCCCGGCCGUGACGAAUUCCAUCCCAAACGCAACCAAGCGCGCCAGAAACUGGCGACGCUCCCCAAGAACCGCUUCCGCGACUUGGCCAGCGACGUCUUUUUCGAGCUUGAACGCCGCUUCCCCGAAUUCCCCGCCGAGCUCCGCCCCGAGUCGAUCGAGGAGAUCAUGGCUCCCCGCGAAGAACCGCGCGAAGCGCUUACCCAGUCCCCAGCGCAGCCUCCUGUGCAGUCCCUCCAGGGUGUUGCUGUGGAACAAAGCGUCAUAGCACAGAGCACAGGCGACGGGAUGCAAGUCCAGCAGACCACCUCGGAAGUAUUUGUUCCAGCGCGCAGCACCGCCGUCGAGGAAGACGUCAAGCUUCCUUACGCUACAGAAACGCGCGAAGUCCAAGACGCCGACGCGCCCGAGCAUGCCGAGGCGUAUUUGCACGCGCGUGCAUCGGCGCUCCAAGCGCGGAGCGCUGAGGAAAUGAGCGAGCUGCGCAGUAUGUACGAGGAGCGCAUCCAUUCCCUCCAGCGCAGCGUCGAGCAGGCCGACAACCGCGCCGCCGCGCUCGAGAAGCAGUACAGUGCGGCGCUCCAAGAGGCCGACAACCGCGCCGCCGCGCUCGAGAAGCAGUACAGUGCGGCGCUCCAAGAGGCCGACAACCGCGCCGCCGCGCUCGAGAAGCAGUACAGUGCGGCGCUCCAAGAGGCCGACAACCGCGCCGCCGCGCUCGAGAAGCAGUACAGUGCGGCGCUCCAAGAGGCCGACAACCGCGCCGCCGCGCUCGAGAAGCAGUACAGUGCGGCGCUCCAAGAGGCCGAGCAGCUGCGCGCGCGCAACCAGGGUCUCGAGGCGCACAUACAGCAUCUCGAGCAAGUAAUUGACGCUAACAUCGCCCAGGUCCAGCAGCUCCGCACGACCAACGAGGAACGCGAGCUUGCGCUGAGCGAAGGGCGCCGCGAGCUUGCCGACAAGCACCGCGCGCUCGAAGCGUCCGGCUCUGAGCUCGAGCGCCGCCAGACCGCCUUUGACGCGCUCCAUGCCGAGUUCACUGCCCUCCACGCCAAGCACACUUCCGAUGCCGUCAGCCGCGAGGCGCAGGCAGUCGACGAGGCGGCAUGGAAGCGCGACAUUGAGCGCAUGCAGCGCGACACGCAGCAGCAGCACCAGUUUGUCCAGGAGCUGCGCAACGAAGUCGCCUCCCUCCUCGAGGAGCUGCGCCGUCUCAGCGCGCGCAAUGAUGCCAUGACUGCGGACAAGGAGUCGGACGUGGCCAUCAUCCGCGACCUGCACGGCCAGCUGACGUUCCACAAGCGCCAGCUUGACACGGCCAAGGCCGAGCUGCGCAGCACCAAGACCACUUCGUACCUCUGGAUGCAGCCCAUGCGUUCGGAAGAGUGGAUGCACGUCUCGGAGCGCGGCGCGAUUGCAGACACCAACCUCGCCUCGUUCCAAAACUCGAUUGACGAGCUGCUUUCUGCCUCGCGCUCUGGCGCGCCGAGCAAUGUGCUCGUUGCGAUGAAGACCGUGGUGCUCUCCACCACGCUUAUCACCGACGACGUUGCCAAGUACGAGAGCAUGCCGAACAAUGGCCUCGAGCUUCUCUCCCAGCAGCAGUUCGGCGACUUGCCGAGCCUCAAGGUGAGCAUGUCCGAGGCGCUGGCAAACCUGAUGAAUGCGUGCAGGAACCACGCAUCGAGCCAGGGACUCUCCCCGGUGAGCCUCAUUGACGCCGCCGCUACGCACGUCGCCAUGGCCGUCGUCGAGAUGAUCAAGCUGCUCAAGCUGCGGAAGACGCGCGACGUCCAUGACGCCGACACCACGCCCCAGAUGGACGACUCCGCGGCGUCCCCGGCGGGCCUCAAGCCGCUGCAUAUGACCCAGCGCGGCGUCACUUCUCCCCCCAGCUCCGCGGUGCUUGGUGCGGGCCGUACGCGCCGCAUGCCGAGCCAAGGGACCCUGCGCGGCAUCUCGUACAAUAGUGAGACCCCGCGCGUCCAGCUCGACGACGCCGAGGAGCAGAGGAAUGUUGGUGUGGGAGGCUACUCUCCCGCGCACUAUGACGGCCAAGCGCCGCUCCAAAGCCCUGCUUUUGACGCUGCACGCGCACCCCCCAAUGCAGGGCCCAGCCCUUGGAGCGUUGUCCAGUCCACUGACGGCCCCAAGGUCCAGGAAAGCCCCAUGCGUGCAAAUGCCGCUGCUGUGCGUCGCCUCCCUUCUGUGCCGAGCGCACCGAGCCCUAUCCAAGCGCAGACGCCCACACUGAGCCUGCCGCGGCGCAUGCCGUCGGGCGAGCGUGUGCAGCCCAGCGCGGACUAUUCGCGGGGCCUUGCGCCCAUGGUGGGCGCUUCGCCGAUAGUGAGUGCGUCGCCGUCGAUGGCGAAUGCCACCUCGCCCGUCCUGUCUACCAUCUCGCACGAGUCGCAGAACAAAGCGCCUGUAUCGCCCAACCUCACCGCUGAUAUCUCUGCCGCCCAGCGCGAGACGGAAGAGACGCGCGCGGCGCUCCAGCCGAACAUUGCGCGGCCCACGUUGGCUUCGAUGGCGCUCGGAGCGAUGGGCACAGCUGCCGCGAUGGGCGGAACAGCCGCGCCCAUCUCGCACGUCGAGACGCGCAGCCUGACCGAGACGCGGAUUCCGGAGGAGCGCGUGCAGGAGACGUGGCCCGAGAAUGCCGGCGCUCUUGCCGACGAGCGCAACGAGCGCAACGAGAACUGGGCCGAGCUGCGCAACUAUAUCGAAGUGCAGACCGAGGCGAUUGUGCACUCCAUCCAGUCCUUGCUCUCGGCGCUGCGUGAGGGCGUCCAAGGGCCACAGCUCAAUGAGAACCUCACGCAGAUCACCACGAUUGUCUUUUCGAUCGUCGCCAUCUCGCGUGAUCAUUUGCCGCGCUCGACAUCGCCGCAAGGUGCGCCGAUUGCCAAAGAAGCGGAGCGCAUUUUUGCAGACCUCACGGAGAACUGCGACCGGCUCAGCGAUAUGCAGACAGACACGAGCUUUGACCGGACUACGAAGAGUGUUAUGGCGAGUGCCAGCUACGGGGUGGCUAAAGGCCUCAAAGCGCUCAACGAGCUGCUCAACGACGCGGACGAGGCGGCAACGCUUGCUUAG